Oncorhynchus gorbuscha (pink salmon) is the source of this 2318-nucleotide messenger RNA. RefSeq names its product zinc finger protein 329-like. The transcript has 3 exons. The record is from RefSeq and is a predicted model, not a curated record. Gene Ontology annotation, molecular function: RNA polymerase II cis-regulatory region sequence-specific DNA binding; DNA-binding transcription factor activity. NCBI's taxonomy places the organism in Eukaryota, Metazoa, Chordata, Actinopteri, Salmoniformes, Salmonidae. Bases 332 to 1915 code for a protein of 527 amino acids. Gene Ontology annotation, biological process: regulation of transcription by RNA polymerase II.
GAUCGUGAUUAUGAAUAGGAUGUGUGAUAAGCAGUAUUUCAAUGAACAGCGCGCAUAACUUUUUCAAUUAACCACACCCUUUGCACUAUGACGCCAACCCAUAAGCUCCUUUUACUUCAGUGUAAACGGAAGUGAACAGUGACCAAGAACAUUUUCCACGAAAGCGGUUUUUGUUGUUAUUUAGACGUUUAUUAACACCCUGGAACUUAAAAGAUGACUAAUUUAACUGCACAGCAUUACAUUAGUUACCUCAGGUAGUGUUUAAUUCGCGUUGGAGACCGGACUUGGUUGAUAGCUAGCAAGCGUUACCUAAAACGUCUAGCUAUUAACAAUGGCUAACGGUAUGAUUUUUCACACGCAAAUAGCCUCCAUUAUGGAGGUGCUAGCGAAUGCAGCCGUGGCAGAUAUAUGUAAACUCGUAGACGACGACUAUGCAGUGUUUCGUUUGGAAAUAACCCAAAGCCAAAAAGAAAACAGGGCUUUGCGGAGGAAACUACAGCUACUGGAAAUGAAGGUGGCACGGGAGCGCGCAGAGAGAACAAUGCGAGAGCGCGUCCUCGCCAGUCGUCCCAGUAGUGUCAAGGUCCUCGACCGAUACAGAGGAAUGAUAAGAGGUGAAGGACAUCUCACUGGAGGCCACAGGAGCUUUGUGAAGCCAGUGGGACACAAUACAUGGAGAGAUGACCAACCAAUCACUGUUGAUGAGGGGAGUGGAACCUCAACCCAGCACGUUAUCGUGAUAGAGUCUGAAGAUGCAGAGGCUGCAGGUCCUGGGGUCAAGCCGGAGGGGUCUGAAGGAGAGGAGGACCAAUGGCACAGCAGAGACAUCCAGACUGGAGCAGCAUCUGGUGCGCCCCAUGUAGCCACGGAGGACCCCACCUCCCCUGUCCAGCCCAGGAUCCGACACUGCAUCACGGAGGUCAGUGGAAUGCCGAACUUCGCCCUCAAGUCAGAGACCAACACCAAGACAUUAACUGAAACACACAGGCUAUUACACACAGGAACUGACCACAGAUCAGACCCAGAGAGACUGGGGCCACUCAGCUGUCCUCCUGCUCCCGGUUCCGAAUACUUACCAGUAUUUCACCAGAGCCAGAAGACGGAUCAUUCCCGUGGAGAUGGUGAUCCAUCUUGUUCUUACUCUACAGAGAUGGACUCUGGCAACAUGCCCUUGUGUUUAGAGACACAGAAUGAUCUGUCUAGAGGGGGGUGGAACCGGUACACUAGUAGUGUACACUCUGAAGGGUGCCUAGAUAAGAAAGGGGAGGUUAUAGUCAUUGAUGAAGUGACUGUGAAAAUGGAGGGCGACAUUUCUCUCACAUGGAAUGCAGAUAGUCACCUAGGUGACGGACACUCACAAGGCAGAGACUUCUUAGAUUACAGGGAAAGUCUAGAGACAAAUCCAAAUGUCGCGACCCACUCCCCUUUACACACACUCAAGGAUCGGGACCCAGUGUCCACAUCAAUGGGGCCUUCCGAUUCACACAGCCUUUUCGAUCAGGUAUUGAACUCAAACGACAGCGCUAGAGCCCAGGCUCGGGAAGGGGGAGCAACAUCAGACAGUAGUAAAGAGAAACGGUUCCUCUGCAUGUUCUGUAACAAAGGCUUCAGCUGCCUCCAGAAGGUGGAGAUUCAUCAGAGGUUCCACACAGGGGUGAAACCCUUCAGCUGUAACCAGUGUCACAUGUGCUUCGCCCAGGCUGGUGACCUGAAGAGGCACCAGAGGGUACACACAGGGGAGAAACCCUACAGCUGCCCCCAGUGUGAGAAGAGGUUCUCCCGUCUGGACAAACUGAAGAUGCACCUGAAAGUCCACACGGGAGAGAGGCCAUUCGCCUGUACACACUGCAGGAAGAGGUUCUCAGAGAGGAGCUACCUCAAGAUACACCAGCAGAAAAAACAUUCCACUCUAUAACAUAGAAAGUAACAUUGCACUCCAUGCUUCUACACCUGCAUUGCUUGCUGUUUGGGGUUUUAGGCUGGGUUUCUGUACAGCACUUUGAGAUAUCAGCUGAUGUACGAAGGGCUAUAUAAAUACAUUUGAUUUGAUAGCUUCUGAGGUUUAGAUCAAAUCUUGAAUUAAAGAGAAAUAUUAAUUUGUAUUGUCAGCAGAAAAGAUCCACUGAUGAAUUUGGAAUAACGAGAGUAACAGAUUUCAUUAUUGAAUAUUCCUGGGUAGAAUAUUGCAUCCAGACAUUGUGUGAUAUAUAAGGCAUAUAGGCCUAAAAAGUCUGAUACAUAGUGUUUGUACUGUGUAGGAUAUAUGUUCACAAAUGCCUAUUUGAUUACUUCCAUUAAACUAUUACAUUUUUUUAAAA